Molecule: messenger RNA, 2032 nt
Organism: Pogona vitticeps (central bearded dragon)
Lineage: Eukaryota; Metazoa; Chordata; Lepidosauria; Squamata; Agamidae
Gene: AP1M2
Product: adaptor related protein complex 1 subunit mu 2
Biological process (GO): vesicle-mediated transport; intracellular protein transport
Cellular component (GO): clathrin adaptor complex
Source: RefSeq, a predicted model, not a curated record
ACAAGUUCAGCUGGGCUCACCUCGCAGCGUUUGCCAUCUGUCAACGGCAGAGCGCGUCAGGGAAGGAUGGCUUCCUUUCCUUUUAGAAAAAUUAGCCGCACCUUGCAAGCGCCUACACUUAAAAAAUAAAUAAAUAAAUCCUCUCCUUCCCUUUUCUGUCGGAGGAUUUCUGUCGCCCCUGCCAGCGAUCACCUCCCCUUUAAGGCAGCCCAGCUCACCUGUAGGCGCAGCCCAUUUACCUGGCCCAGGUGGCUGCCGAGAGCGAUCGAAGGCGACGAGGAGGAAGCGGGCACAAGCAGUAUGUCUGCCUCGGCAGUCUUCAUCCUUGACCUGAAAGGCAAGCCACUGAUCAGCCGCAACUAUAAGGGCGAUGUGAGCAUGUCAGAAAUCGACUACUUCAUGCCACUCUUGAUGCAGAAGGAGGAGGAAUCUGCCCUGACACCACUCCUAUCCCAUGGGAAGGUCCACUUCCUCUGGAUCAAGCACAGCAACCUCUACUUGGUGGCCCUCACCAUGAAGAAUGCGAAUGCCUCGCUGGUGUAUUCAUUUCUUUACAAAGUGGUAGAGGUCUUUACGGAAUACUUCAAGGAGCUGGAGGAAGAGAGCAUUCGUGACAAUUUUGUUAUUGUGUAUGAACUACUGGAUGAGCUGAUGGACUUUGGGUUUCCCCAGACAACCGACAGUAAAAUUUUGCAGGAGUACAUCACUCAGCAGGGCAACAAGCUGGACACACACAAAUCCUCUGUUCCAGCCACUGUCACCAAUGCAGUCUCCUGGAGAUCAGAAGGUAUCAAAUAUAAGAAGAAUGAAGUCUUCAUAGAUGUCAUUGAAUCUGUCAAUCUGCUGGUCAAUGCUAAUGGAAAUGUCCUGCUGAGUGAGAUUGUGGGCUCAAUCAAGCUGAAAGUCUUCCUCUCAGGCAUGCCAGAACUGCGCUUGGGCCUUAAUGACAGGGUGCUCUUUGAAAUCACAGGACGUGGAAAAAAUAAGUCUGUGGAACUGGAAGAUGUGAAGUUCCACCAGUGUGUGCGACUGUCUCGUUUUGACAAUGACCGCACCAUUUCCUUCAUCCCACCAGAUGGAGAUUUUGAGCUCAUGUCCUAUCGAUUGAACACACAGGUGAAACCUCUCAUCUGGAUUGAGUCUGUCAUUGAGAAGUUCUCUCAUAGCCGAGUGGAGAUCAUGGUUAAGGCAAAGGGCCAGUUCAAGAAGCAAUCUGUGGCCAAUGGUGUGGAGAUCUGUGUGCCGGUCCCAAGUGAUGCUGAUUCGCCCAAGUUCAAGACCAGCAUUGGCAGUGCAAAAUACUUUCCCGAAAAGGACAUGGUCAUCUGGAGCAUCAAAUCGUUCCCGGGUGGCAAGGAAUACUUGAUGAGAGCCCACUUUGGGUUGCCCAGUGUUGAAAAUGAGGAGAUGGAGGGCCGGCCACCCAUCUCUGUCCGGUUUGAGAUUCCAUACUUCACAGUCUCUGGAAUUCAGGUGCGCUAUAUGAAGAUAAUUGAGAAGAGCGGGUACCAGGCUCUGCCGUGGGUCCGUUACAUCACCCAGAGUGGAGAUUACCAGCUUCGGACACAUUAAUAUUAUCAUCCUGUAGACUCAAGAUCAGGAUUCUGCAUAUUCAAGAAUGAAAGAGUCUGGGUGCCUUUUAAUCGUGGCUUCUCUGAAACAGAUUGUAUGUGUAUCCUUCUUUUCCUAGAAUGCUGCUCUGUUUCUUUCUCUGCACGACUUGAUUUAGUAGCAGUUCCUGGACCCCUCUUCCCAAAGCAGGCAGGGCAAAUAAAGGCUCCAUUUCCUGUUGCCUUGAGGUGGUGGUUACACUGCUUCCCAGUGACAGUGGACCUGCCGCUUUUGAUAUGUCAACAGGGUGUGCCUUAUAAGAACUCCUUUAUGGAGAAACCUUCAGGAGUGAAGCCUUCAAGCAGAACCUCUCUACUUUAGAGGAUUUUAUAGAGCAGAUGUCAUAGAGCAGGGUACUUGGCUCCUUGCUGGGGCGCAAGUUAGACUGGAGAAGUGAGGAGAGCCUGGCUUACUGUCGCCU